Molecule: messenger RNA, 1659 nt
Organism: Venustampulla echinocandica
Lineage: Eukaryota; Fungi; Ascomycota; Leotiomycetes; Helotiales; Pleuroascaceae
Exons: 5
Coding region: 1-1659 (552 amino acids)
Source: RefSeq, a predicted model, not a curated record
AUGGCUAAGCUCUUGACCAUGAAAGAUAAAACACUAGUGGAAAUUCUGGACAGGCUUAAGAGCCUAGAGAGCAAAGUUGAUCGAAUUCCUCUCCGGCCCUCAGGUCUCUCCGGUUUUGGACGUUCACUGUCAACCCCUUCAACCAGUACCGAUGUCGAUUCGACUCCAUACGCGUCCUCCUUGCUCCGCCCUCCGUUUCAAUCAAACCCUGGUGGUAGUUCAAGAAGCCAACCAUAUCGACAUACUUCUGCGGCCCAUAAGAUGUUAACAUGGCCUGCGGUACAACAACUCUUAUUGCAAGUUAUGCCGUCGAAUCUUGCAGACUUGAAAAGUUUGGAACAGGAGGGUUCUGCCUUCAUAAUCCGGAUGCAGAAAGGCACAUCAGAUUUACCACUAGAUGAGGCUCUGCAGGACAGGCCUUUUGUAGGCAUGCAAACCCAGGCAACAAGGGCUGCGGGAGGCGCCAGGGUCACCUUUCCAAACUUGACCCGUGAAAUGAUGCAUCAUUUGGCAACAGCGUACUUCGACACGUUUAAUCUUUUAUAUCCAUUUAUGGAUCGGCAGAACUUUAUAUCGGAUACUCUUUCAAGAGUACAAACAGAAGGCUUUAAUGGAGAUACGGACUCAGUGAUUGCGCUCCUGGUAUUUGCUCUGGGGGAACUAGCCAUAGAAGGAUCCCGUGGGGCUCCUAUUGAAGGGCACAACGGCCGUUCAAGUGGAGUAAGAGGCGGGUCGGCAUUACGGCCACCGGGCCUUGCUUACUUUAAUGAGGCUAGAAAACGUAUUGGUUUUGUCCUCACCGAGUGUGAUCUUGAAAAUGUUCAGAUAUUUUCCCUAGCAGCGUGCGUCGACAAUCCUCGUCCUCAAACACAUGAGACAAAAGUGACUCACGAUAUUUCAACAGACUCUAUUACGAAUGUUGUUCCCACCAUGUGCAAUACAAUUGAUUGGGAUUCGCCUAGAGGCCAUCUUACCAAGCGUGCUUAUUGGCACUGCGUGUUGAUGGAAACGGGUCUACAUCUCGAACUCGAUCUACCACUUACUGGCAUAAUUGCGUUAGAGGAGUCCAUAGGUUUGCCUACCUUCAACGGCCCGUUCUGUGAAGCAGACGACCGUGGCAACCAAUCCUCACACUUCCACGCCCACUAUGCUUCCCAAAUUGCACUUCGGCAGUUGUGCGCUGAGCUUCACGAUAAUAUCAAUGAUUCCAUGACAAAUACCCAAACAGAUCCUGCUUCAAGCGAGCCUUUUCGCGAACUAACUGCUGGUUCUUUGAAACAACUCGCAUCACAGUUGACGCAGUGGCAUGGAAUGCUCCCUCGGGAGCUUCAGUGGAAGGAAGAUGAUCCUGCCAGUUUCCCUUCUCCCCAGCCAUUCAACUUUCCUGGAUCAAACCAAGCAGUUGACCCAGAAUUAGCGCCACAACCGCAUCCACCCCGCCGGCCCCUAUUUUCAACGGAUGUCGAUAGUGAACCCGUGCAAUAUCCUUAUCUUUAUGAUAUACAGGUAGCUUUCCUAAGGACAAAGUAUUACUAUGCAAAAUAUAUGAUCUACCGGCCAUUUGUUUACAAGGCGUUGCAUUUUCCGGAUCUGAUGACGCAGGAUGAUGCCGAGGGAGUCGCGGAAUGCUUACGGGUAUUUGCUCACCCUUGGCCCUAA